AUGAAUCAUCACUGUGAUGUUUCUGACGUUGGAAAAGCACAUUCUGACUUGUAUUAUUCAUUUAUACAUUCUCUGUUGAAAUUUGAAAUGAAUGUGCUUAAACGUUCGUUCGACUUUCAUCAACCGAAUAGUGCUGAAACAAAAAAGUUGCGAAUCGAACCUGUAGCCGAUACGCGACAUAAUUCAGUUGCUCUUCGGUUUGAACAGUUGCCCAAUGAACUUCUAAUGGAGAUCUUUGAGUAUCUCGAUGCCUAUGACAUCCAUUGUGGAUUUGCCAAUUUAAAUCUUCGCUUUCAAAAUCUUCUGGUUAACUCGUCGUUGCUAUUAAAAACCGUUUUCGCAGAGAAAUCUUUGUCAACUAUUGAAUAUCGUUGUCGACAUGUCAUUCUCCCAAAUACACCUCGUCUUCUUUCUCUUCAUCUUUAUGGUGAACAGAUAAUUUGUAGAUUUCUUGAUCAAUACAAUUUCGAUUCAUCACUUACACGGUUAGAAUCCGUUCUUCUUAACGACGUGAGUAGCCAUAAGCUUGUAAUGAUUUUAUCAUACAUGCACUCAUUACCUCGACUUCUCUCAUUGACAAUUCAAUUGAACCAUGAGUAUGAUGAUCCUGUGAGUGAUAUAUUUCGAUUAGUGUUUCGAUUGCCGGUAUUAAAACAUUUUAAAAUAUCAAUAUCUUAUGACGAAGAGGAUGACAGGAUUAAUAUUGUAAUGCCUAUGUUAAUUAAUGAAAAAUUCAGCACGAUCGAACGUUUAAAUCUUGACUUGAGUCUUAAUGCUAAUGAACUUGCAUCGAUUCUUCAACGUACACCUCAGCUUCGAUAUCUAAAAUGCGAAACUUUGGUUGAAUCGGAAGUAGCAGGUACAAGUCCAAUAUUAAAUUUACCGAAUCUAAUUCAUGUCUCCUUGUCAAUCAAACAUGUAUCGUUUGAUGUAUUCGAGAAAUUUUUUAUACCAGUCUGUCGCCCGUUACAAUAUUUGGCACUUACAAUAUCCGAUUAUGAUGUUAAUUAUCGUAAUGGAAAUCGAUGGCAAAGAUUUAUUGAGAAGCAUAUACCUCAUUUACGUACAUUUCAUUUAAAAUACAGCGAGUAUCAAAUGGAAGACAUUCUCUCCGACCAAGAAGUGAUACACCAAUUUACCUCCACAUUUUGGAGGGAGCGACAAUGGUUUUUUUCAUUUGAAGAAGAAGACGAUCCAUAUGACAAUGGACAAAAAACUUGGUACAAUUCCUCAAAAUCUGAAUUAAUUGAUAAUCAAACUCAUCCGAUUUCGUUGACUGUUACCGAAAAUGCAUUGUACACUUUUGGUACAUCAUAUGUAGAAUGUAUGGAAACGUGUUUUCGAACGGUGUUAUUUACGCAUUUAAAUAUCAAAUGUGACAAAAUUCCAUAUGGUUUAUUUAUUGAAUUAAUACAUUCAUUACCUAAUCUAACUUCAUUAGAAGUAGCGGCCGUACCAAAGGUUGAAUCAAACUCUCUCUCGUUUGAAGAAAGUGAAACAGCACUAUUAAUAUCAAUUAAGAAUAAAAUUAUGAAAAUAAAAAUCGGUCAAAUCCGUUGUAUGGAAGAUAUUAACUUUCUAAUCAAUCUUUGUCCUCGUGUCAAAUAUCUCGAAGUACAAUAUACAACUGACGAAAAUUUGGAACAUCUUCUUGGUUUCAUCUCGGUGAAUAUCCGAACAUGUACAGUGUAUUUAGACUGUUUAGCAGUGUGUACGAGUGCAGCGAAGGAAAAGAUCAUCAACAAGAUUCAUGGAAUCAUCGAAUUUGAGAGACUUUUCAACACUGAAGGUGCCUUUCGUGAUUAUGUAAUUCAAUCCACAGAUGAAAGGAUUUUAUUGAAAUGGAAUCUUUGA
Messenger RNA from Adineta ricciae, 1854 nucleotides. The record is from the annotation of a GenBank genome assembly. NCBI's taxonomy places the organism in Eukaryota, Metazoa, Rotifera, Eurotatoria, Adinetida, Adinetidae.